This is a messenger RNA of Alnus glutinosa, 2614 nucleotides long. RefSeq names its product subtilisin-like protease SBT3.3. Gene Ontology annotation, biological process: proteolysis. The record is from RefSeq and is a predicted model, not a curated record. Gene Ontology annotation, molecular function: serine-type endopeptidase activity. Lineage: Eukaryota; Viridiplantae; Streptophyta; Magnoliopsida; Fagales; Betulaceae. The transcript has 10 exons. The coding region runs from base 145 to 2457 and encodes 770 amino acids.
GUUUGCAGAACCCAACAGAGUUUCUAUGUAUUUGGUACUUGCUUUGUGAUUCCCAGAUCAAACUUUUAUUAAGUGAUUUGGAGAUCAAGCUUUUCAACGCAUAUUGGAUCAAUCUCUCUCUCUCUCUCUCUGUGAAACUGCUGGAUGAUAUCUGCAAACCAAAUGAGUCCACUAAUGUUUGUUUUAGUAUAUGUAAUCUUGAUUCUGAAUGGCCAUGUGGAGGCCAGGAGCAAUGUUCACAUAGUUUAUCUGGGAGAGAGGCAGCACGAUGAUCCCAAGUUGAUCACAGAUUCGCAUCAUGAUAUGCUAGCCACAGUAGUGGGGAGCAAGGAAAUGGCUUCAGACUUGAUGGUCUACAGCUACAGACACGGCUUCUCUGGAUUUGCAGCCAAGCUCACAGAGUCUCAAGUGCAAAAACUUGCUGAGUUGCCUGGUGUUGUUCAAGUCAUACCAAAUAGCCUUCACAAGCUGCAGACAACUAGGAGCUGGGAUUUUCUCGGUCUCUCUUCUCAGUCUUCUACCAAUAUUCUUCAUAAUAGUAAUAUGGGUGAUGGAGUUAUCAUAGGAGUCCUCGAUACAGGAAUAUGGCCGGAGUCUAAAGCUUUCAACGAAGAAGGCCUUGGGCCAGUUCCAUCUCGCUGGAUGGGUGUCUGCAAAUCUGGGGACAAAUUCAAUGGCACGGCACACUGCAAUAGGAAAGUUAUUGGAGCCCGUUGGUACAUCGAUGGAUUUCUUGCUGAGUACGGAAAGCCAUUGAACACAACUGGAGACCAAGAAUAUUUGUCUCCUAGAGAUGCAAAUGGACAUGGCACUCACACAGCCAGCACCGCCAGUGGUUCAUUCGUGGGCAAUGUUAGCUACAAGGGCCUUGCGCGUGGAACUGUUAGAGGCGGCGCACCCCAUGCUCGCCUGGCCAUAUACAAGGUUUGCUGGUCUGUUCUUGGAGGCCAAUGUGCAGGAGCUGAUAUACUGAAAGCCUUUGACGAUGCUAUACAUGAUGGGGUUGAUGUUUUAUCUCUGUCAAUUGGGUCUUCAAUUCCUCUGUUCUCAGAUGUUGAUCAGCGCGAUGGCAUUGCAACUGGUUCAUUCCAUGCUGUGGCCAGGGGCAUCACUGUUGUUUGUGGAGCUGCAAAUGAUGGACCUUCAGCAUAUUCAGUUCAAAACACAGCACCAUGGAUCUUAACUGUUGCAGCAAGUACCAUGGAUCGAGCAUUUCCUACACCCAUUACUCUUGGAAACAAUGAAACUUUACUGGGUCAAGCCCUGUUUACAGGAAAUGAGAAUGCUUUUACAGGCUUGGUAUAUCCAGAGGCCACAGGACUUGAUCUUAAUGCAGCAGGUAUGUGUCAAGACCUGUCACUUAAUGACACCAAGGCAGCCGGGAAGGUGGUUCUCUGCUUCAAUUCAAUAACGGCUAUACGGGGUGCUACAAUGCAGGCUUCAGCAGCUGUGCAGGCAGCAGGUGGUGUUGGGCUGAUUGUUGCCAAGAAUCCUACUGAUAUCUUGGCUUCAUGUGGUGGCGACUUCCCAUGCAUUGAAGUUGACUAUGAAAUUGGUACCCGGAUACUAUUUUACAUCAGGUCUACCAGGUCUCCUCUAGUAAAGUUGAGCCCUUCCAGAACAAUUGUGGGCAAUCCUACAUCACCCAAGGUUGCUUAUUUCUCCUCUAGGGGGCCUAACUCUAUUGCACCAGCAAUUUUAAAGCCAGAUAUAACUGCACCUGGUGUCCACAUAUUAGCUGCCACUUCUCCCCAUAAUCCAUCGAUGGAUGGUGAAUAUGCCAUGCUCUCCGGAACCUCAAUGUCAACUCCUCAUAUCUCAGGAAUUGUGGCACUUAUCAAAGCUUUGCACCCUAACUGGUCCCCUGCAGCAGUAAAAUCAGCCCUUAUCACAACUGCAUGGCAGACUGCUCCAUCAGGUUUACCACUCUUUGCGGAGGGAUCUCCUCAGAAGCUUGCUAAUCCAUUCGACUUUGGAGGUGGCAUUGUAAAUGCAAAUGGAGCAGCAGACCCAGGACUGGUAUAUGACAUGGGCACAACGGACUAUAUACAUUACCUCUGUUCCAUGGCUUAUAACAAUUCUGCUAUCUCCCGGCUCACAGGGCAAUCCACAGUGUGCCCCAGUAGAAAACCCUCCAUUUUGGAUAUAAAUCUACCUUCCAUAACCAUCCCAAGUCUCAGAAAUUCUAUAACUAUCACCAGAACUGUUACAAAUGUCGGAGCCUUAACAUCCAUUUACAGAGCUGUAAUUGAACCUCCAUCUGGAACAAAGGUAUCAGUAAAACCCGAAGUAUUGUCCUUCAAUUCUGCUGUUAAGAAGAUGUCCUUCACGGUUACAAUCUCCACAACCCAGGAGGUGAACACAGGAUACUAUUUUGGGAGCCUAACAUGGACUAAUGAAGCGCAUGCUGUAAGGAGUCCCUUGUCAGUGAGAACUGAACAAUCUUUUGCUGUAUGACUAAUAGAAAAAAUUUAGGAUUAAUGGGGUCUUUCGUUUGGUGUUAAAUUUUCUUUUCUAGGCUAAUAUUCAUAGGUUUUACUAAGAUUUUCAUUCAUUUUUGGAACUUUAAUUUCUUGGAUCAUCAUUUUAUCAAUAAUAAUAAAGCCUUCAUCCA